AUGUCUACUCAUCAGAAUCCUACUUUGUUGAAACAAGUAUUGGCAACCACACCAUUGUUUCACCUUAUUCCCAAACAGAACUUGAGUCCGUUGAUCAACUUGCCCCUGCUUGUUCCCAUAGCAGAUGAUACUGCUUUAAAUGAGCAUAUAAUACGCAGUAUAGGAGCCUUUGAUACUGAGCAAGCUAGAGAUUUUGAACGAGAGUGUCAGCAAGAGCUAUUAGAUUAUGUUGACUCGGAGUUAGAUGCAAUCAAGUAUAAGCUAUUUUCUACUCACGCAAAGGAAGAUGCAGUCGCAAGGGAAUAUUCAGACCUUGAUGCUCAGAUAUUGGACAAUGAGUAUAUCGACUCUGGAAAAAUCCUCUCCGGGACUGGUAACGAACUUGUGAAAACGGGAAGACUAUCUAUUCGAAAAAAAACACCAGCUGGUGAUGAAACGUAUGUCCCCAAACAUAAUCAAAAGUACUUUAGGAAAUUCGAAAAGGAGUUUAUGCGUUUGAACCCAACUUUGGAUGAGGGCAGUCCCAGUGUUUCUGAUGAUGACUUGGUUCCCAUUGUCAGUAUUAUCCCAUCCAAAGCAGGUGGUCAUUUGAAGAAACUUAAUUUCGGAAGGUUUAACCAGUUCCUUCGCGGUGGACAGAAAUUGUUUACGUGGGAGGAUAUGGUGGUCAUUUGUGAAACAUUAAGCAAUAUUGACAUGUUUCUGGACCAGGAUGCUAAUGAUAUAGUCAAGAUUCUUGAAAUCUGUUUCGUUGCAUUGUCUGAAGCAUUCAACAAGUUGAAAGAUCACAAGAUUGUUGAUUUCGAUGACGUUAAAUCAGUCUUGUCCGACAUAUUAUGCGCUACAUUUGCAUCCAAGGCUUUGAUCAUCAUUAUCAAAUACCAGAUUGCCAAAGGAGUCAAAAUGUCAUUCAGCAAGUACACCUAUCUCAUCGCUCAAACACUAGAAUACGUCUCUGAAUAUUUUGUUCUUUCGCUUGAGAAAUUUACAACCGAAGACGCAGAUGAUUUGUCCAAAAGCUUAAUUCACAAGCUGAUUACCGAAACCUGUAACAGAUUAAAGCAAUUGGCAUCGUUGACAAGCAUGUCCUCUUUUGAAGAGCAAACAUUGACAAAAUUGGAGAUGUUAUGCAUCAACAUUGCCUUUAGCAGCAAGAUAAAUGCAGCCCAAAAUUUGCAAUCACUCAUACCAGUUGAUGUACUUCAAGUAUCUGCUGGGCAAUGUUUGGUUAUGCUUUACAAAAACUCCAUUGAUCAAAGGGCUUUUUUGCUUCAAGAAGUGCUCGCAGGCUUCGCUAUGAUGAAUUCGAAAAAGGGCGCGGCUAAAAAGUUCAUGACAAAGCGUGGGUUUGAUAUUCAUUUAUUUACCAUGAUUAUAAAUCAAUUUGCGUGUUGUUUUGUUGAAAGUGAAGGUUACUCAUCCGAUUUUAUGGAUUAUGUUUCUCGAGAAUUGAUUUCAAAAGUACAAGCAAAUCCAACAGAAUUACGACCUAAACUUUCGUUCUUGAUUGCUGACUUAAUGCAACUACUAUAUCUCCCGGAAUGGCCAGCAGCAGAUUUAUUUAUAAUAUCUAUUGCUACUUGUUUGAUUCAAGUUUUGAGCUUACAAGAUGAGCAAAUUCUCGCGGAGGUCCAAUUUUUGGAUAUUUUGCAGGACUUGGCGGUGAAAUUUCUCGGAAAGCCCAAUGAUGGUACUUCAGUGGGAGAAAAGGAGGUGAUGACUAUUUUGGCAAAUUGUAACGAAUUUGACAAAGGGGAUGCGUUGCCAUUUUUGAAAUCGAAACUACAAAACCUUACUGGAUUCACCCUCGAAUCUGAACCGACAAAAAGUAGUGAGACUACUAACUCGGCCUACAAGAGUCUUGUACUGAAUCACCUUGUCAAUUUCAUCACCACAAAGUAUUUCAACUUUCUCGAGACCCAAUUAAGUAGCUCAAGAGCUAAAGCCAGAGCUAAAGCCAUCAAAGGGUUGCUUUUAUUUGUGUCAAAGUCUCCUCAGUUGCUAUUAUCUGCUCAGCUACAGAAGCAACUAUCAUCACGAUUGCAAGAUCCUGCCGCACUGGUUAGAGAAGCCAUGCAUGAGUUUCUCAAUGAACACAUUUCUAAAAACCCUGAGGAAGCACAAAAGUUGAUCUACUUAAUGUAUUUGGCUAUGGAUGAUUCCAGUAUAACUGUUCGAAAAAGAAGCAUCCAAUCUUGCAUGGCUGUUUUCCCAUUGGUUAGUGAGCCGGUCAAACUACGUAUUGGUGAGAAAAUUCUCGAAAAGAUAUAUGAUGAGGAAGAUGCCGUACGCAACGAAGCCAUUUCAACAUUAAAGAAUCGAUUCCUUUUCCAACCACCAGAACUUUACUUGACAAACCCUGGAGCUGUCGACAUUAUAAGAAUUGGCAAAAGUAAGGGUACAAAAUUAUUGAUGUCCUUUUUCAAGGAUUAUAUAUUUACCGACUCCCAUGCUGUCAAUUUUGUUGAUUCUUUGGUUUUGUCCUCGAUGCAGCUUGUAAGCAAUGCAGAGGACGUUGAAGGGGGGAUGUUGUUAUUGUCUAUGCUUGCCCAGUUGAACCCUAACCUCGUCACUCAAGAUACAUUGGUUGAGCUAAAAAGCUUUUAUCUCGACGAAGCAAAUGUAAAUACUGCCGCUUACAGCUAUGCUCUUGGGAUUCUUGAAACAACCACAACUCGCCUUAAAGGUAUCCGUCCUGAAUUUUCUAUUGAAAUUCAAUCAUUCUUGUUGUCCAAAAUCAUCAAUUUUCAUCAAAAGGACAUGUUGACCGCCACUGCAGCUUUGUGGAAUUUGAGUAGACUAAGCUCCACUGAGGGUAAAAUCGCCAAUGCAGUUGUGGGAACUUUAAAGUGGGUUAGAAAACUGUGCAAUGAAAAAAACUACAAGCAGCUUCCUAAGUUGGUACAGUUGUUGGGAUGUUUUGGUAAACUUCUUGAUCUUCAGCUAUUCCAAAACGUUUUCAUAAAAGAGGGAUUCAUGUCUGAGCGUGAUAGUGUUAUGAGCAUCCUAUUUAAGCAUAUAUUGGCUUUUACGAAGCCAGAGUACCCUGCAACACUACGCAAAUAUGCACUUUCUAAUUUGGUAUUGGCGUGCUCAAGUCAACCAAGAAUGAUCACCCAUCCAACGGUAAUGGCUCGUUUAUUGGAAGCUAUAAAGACAGAACCCGCUAAUGUAAAGUGUGCCAUAAUCCAAAACAUCAACAUUUAUCUCGACGACUAUGGAACCGUUGAUGCUGCGCCACUGGACAAUUUCAGAUCAAUUCAAGAAGUCUCAAAUGUCCAGCAGAAUGCAUGCAAGGUUUUGGUUGAUACCUACUUUGACGAAAUCAUCAAACAAUGUACGUCAACUGAUAUUCAAUUGGUGUUGGAAUCGUUUUUGUUUGUGCGAAUGUCGUUGGAGAUGGGACUUGCUAAUCCAAUUAAAGGAAUUGCUAUGGUUGUCGCUUUACAAGGCUCGCCAACUUUAACUCUUCAAAAAGCGGCAUAUGAUUUGUACAAGUACUUGUUUGACAAGUACAAACCGAUUGUGGAAUCGCAAUUUGCCGAUGGUAUCAGGCUAGCUUAUGCCGCGGGUCAGAUUGCUAGAAACAUGUUUGUAUUGCUUUACAAUGUUGCUGGGGAGUCGAGAACUUCAAGAAAUAAAUUUAUCAAGUCAGUGUCAAAGUUCUUUGUUGUUAAGCCAAAAAGUAACUAUUUAGCUGAGGAUUUGAAGUUUGUUCUUUUUGUUAUUGAGAGGGUGUCGUUGAUCAAAUAUAAAACGAUUGAGGAAGUGUAUAUAAUCUUGGACCAACUACAACAAGUUUUGCAAAAUUAUGCGCCGGAUUACAUUCAUGACCUUCGCGGAACACAAGUUGGCGAUGAAAACAGCAGUGACAUGGCAUACUUGAUCUACCUGAUUCUUGAUUUCUACAACUAUCUUUCGGCAAAAUACAACAUCAGCAGUGAAAACAUCGAAGGUUUCAGUUCCCGUUGUUUGGAGAUUGAUUUUCUGCAAGCACCAACCAUUGUCAGCACACCGAUUCUCCAUGUGGAUUGGAUUUUCACCAAUAUGUGUAAUCUCGACUCGCUAAAAUUUGUUGUUAAAGAGAUCCGCAGGUCUAUAUUUGUACAUGGUGGUGAAUAG
Lodderomyces parapsilosis is the source of this 4122-nucleotide messenger RNA. Its product is annotated as cohesin-loading factor complex subunit. Gene Ontology annotation, molecular function: chromatin binding. The transcript has a single exon. Lineage: Eukaryota; Fungi; Ascomycota; Pichiomycetes; Serinales; Debaryomycetaceae. Gene Ontology annotation, cellular component: Scc2-Scc4 cohesin loading complex. The record is from RefSeq and is a predicted model, not a curated record. Gene Ontology annotation, biological process: establishment of protein localization to chromatin; regulation of gene expression; replication-born double-strand break repair via sister chromatid exchange. The coding region runs from base 1 to 4122 and encodes 1373 amino acids.